Messenger RNA from Trametes versicolor FP-101664 SS1, 6174 nucleotides. RefSeq lists its product as uncharacterized. Gene Ontology annotation, cellular component: nucleolus. Lineage: Eukaryota; Fungi; Basidiomycota; Agaricomycetes; Polyporales; Polyporaceae. The record is from RefSeq and is a predicted model, not a curated record. Gene Ontology annotation, biological process: maturation of LSU-rRNA from tricistronic rRNA transcript (SSU-rRNA, 5.8S rRNA, LSU-rRNA); maturation of 5.8S rRNA from tricistronic rRNA transcript (SSU-rRNA, 5.8S rRNA, LSU-rRNA). The transcript is spliced from 17 exons. The coding region runs from base 1 to 6174 and encodes 2057 amino acids.
AUGCCUGCCCGUGAACAGUCGCAGCCUAAAAGGCGUAGGGUCGAUGUAUCGUCAAAACAGACCUACAAAUGCAGCUCGGCGAGGGAUAUUCAGCGGGUGCUGAAAGCACAAAGUGAGGCGGGGCUUAUUGAAGGCUUGACCGCUCUACGAAACCAAUUCACUGUCAAAAUUAGCGAGCCAUCCGUUGCGGUCAACGAUGAGAGGCUGCUGCUCGCCAAGGAAUGGCUGGAGGCGGACCCCGGAGCGCAGGAGCUGCUGAACAUUUGGGAGACCGCAAAUGCUCGACAAACGGCUCUGCUUGCGGCCGUGGUGGGAGUGUUCGCGGCGCUCCUGCCCCUGCUUUCCUCCCAUUACACCUAUCAUACCUACGCCCAGCCCAUCCUGCGCGUCUUGCUCUCCCCGCAAUGGGCGCACCACCUCAAUCUGUAUCUAGCAGGACAACACACCGAAUUGAUCCUCGUCACAUUGAAACUGUUUAUCAGCAUGUCAAACUUUGCCGGAGGUCGUGAGCGCAAAGCCGUGCUGGAUGCAUUCGCCUGGGAGAUGAAGUCACUGCCAAAACUUUUGCAAAUGAGGCGCAAAUCCAAAGGCGGGGAGGACGCUGACAUGCUACAGCGACCAGACAUUAGGACGCUCUAUAUCCUGCUCGUCCUGUCGUUCCUUGACACGACCACACCCUCUUCGGUGAAGGGCGCCUUUCUCGAACAGCACCGCGAUGCCUUCACUAUCAUCUUCAAAGGCCUCUGGCAGGAUCCGUACUCCGUCAUCAGGCGGGUUCUCGAAGUCUGCUGGGCAGGUCUUUGGUCCGACCCGAAGCUCAAGCGGACGUUGAAGAUCCAAGUCUUCAGUGAAUCGACACUGUCCCAGCUGCUGCGUCUGUAUGAACGCAAUGUGCGGGAAGGCUCUGAUCCAGAGUCUGUCCCCGCUGACGUGGUCCACCAUUUCCUUCUCGCACUGUGCAGCCACCCCGGUGUGGGACUUUGCUUCUAUGAUCGAGGAUGGUAUCCGCGGGAGACCGACUUAGAUCAGAAAGCGGCUGCAGACGUCGAGGGGCGAACUGACGGAGAGAACACACACAAGGGGGGCAAGAUAUACAACAAGAUUCUAGCCAAUGUUGUAAAGACGCUCAAAGUUAACGAGGAUCCACGCCAGCAGGAGCUUGCUUUGAAAAUUCUUGCGGCGUGCCCAGAGCUCGUCUCAGGAUACUGGUCUUCUGCCGGCCUUGCCCUCGAGCCCCGGCUCUCCUCCAAAUGGUUGGCCAACAUAGCCUUCUUCGGCUCAGUCGUCGCGCUCUCCGUCCCCACCUCAUCCUUCUUCCUCCCCGAGAGCGGCAGCAGCAGCUCAUCGCUCUAUCAGCCCACACCGCCCCCACUCUCCGCCAUCAUCGAAAACAUCCUCCCCGGCCCCCAGAUCAAGAUCCACCUCUCGCGCGGGCUACAGGCGUCUUCGCCUCUCGUGCAGCACGCCUCCGCUCUAGCGCUCGCCAAGUGCUUGCUGAAGUACGAACAGGUCGUGCGUGCGUUCCAAGAGGUCGAGCGCGCGUUGGAAGAGGACGAGGACGAGGGUUUAUGGACCCGCCGCCGCCGUGAGGUCGAGCGCGAGGUGCGCAAGCGCGUCCCCGACUUCCAAGUCGUCGUCGGCUUUUCCCAGCGCCUGAACGACGUGGGCCCGUCGGCAGCGGACGCGCAGGCGAAAGAAAAGCCCAAAGAAAAGGAGAAGCCGAAGGAGCGUGCACCCAACCCCACGCGCACCGCGCUACUCACGGAAAGCUCGCAUCGUCUGCUGUGGCUUUACCACCGCUUGUUGCCCUCCGUCGUAGCCGAGGCCCGAUUCGAUGCUGGGAAGCUGUUGCAGGCCAUCGAGGAGAUGCUCCUCCACACGUCCUCUGGUAGUUCUACCGCCGGACUGGACACGUUGCGCCAGCUGCAUGUUCUCCGACUCCUCAGGGAGAGCGAACACUUCACAUGGUCUGGGAAAUCUGGCUCCAAACACAGCAAUUUCCACAUCAUGCUCAAAGCCUACGUGAUAACGCCCGUACCCGCUGUCCGCACCGCUAUCGUCGCGCUGCUGCGGCACAUUCUGUCCGCCGGCGUGCUCUUUCAGCAUGACGCCGACGAGAUCGCGCUCUGGCUCGACGCCCUCCCUCUCACACGCCGCGCGCCCGGCGCCCACGCGCCUGACGGCGCGCCGCUCACGGACGAGGCGGACGGCGUGAUCACGUUCCUCGACGACUGCGUGCAGCGCUGCGUCAAGACCCCAUACAAGUACGUCCAGGAGCUGCAGGCGGUGCAGCGCGGGGGCGACGGCGCAUCGAUCGGAGAGCGGCCGGAGGUCUUCCCCAGUCCCCUGCUGGCGACGGUGUUCGAGCAGCUCGGCGCGAAGCUGAAGGGAGAUAUCCUGUCGCCGUCGGACGCGCUCGCUCUGUUCGCGUUCGUGCGGAAGCUGAUCCUUCGGAUCACCAGCAAGAGUAUCGAUCUGGACUUGCCGCGCGCGUUCGCUGAAAAGCUUGCGGCAUUCACGGAAAGCCAGGAGCUGUUCUCGCAGUACCCGACCAUGGAAGGGGCGAUCCGGCGCGAGGUAUCGCUACUAAACGAUCAGCUAGCGCAGCUUCAAGAUCCACAAGAACCCAUGGACCAGGGCACCACGCCCGCGGUACAAGAGUUUUUGACCCAGAUCGAGGAUCUCGAUGAGCCCAUUUCACAGGUAGAGGGGCAGACCUCCGCCUACGAGCUCGUCGACUGGCUUCGUUUGAUCGGCCCGCGACUGCACUCUUCGGAGCUUGCUCGCCUUGUACUGGCGACGGAGAAAUUCCACACACCCGCGCUCAAGGAGCUGCUCCAGUAUCUCAACCCGCGUGAAGUGUCACUAUGGGCGGGGACAGGCCUUAUAAUCGAGUCUUCCAUACCAGCACAUACUCUCGGGUUUGACAAUCUGUUCCUCCAUUGCACGCACGAUCUAGUGAAGGAUCAGGCAUGCCGCGCGAUCCUCGUCGAGCGUUUGUAUGCCGCGUCUCCCGACGUCGUCACGCUGAAGCGCGCUAUUCGCAUGGUUUUGCACCGACUGUCUCGUUCCUUUGCGGAGGGAGCCGGUUCAGGCGACUAUCUGCAUCUCCUGGCGGAGAUCAUUGAGAAGCUGCAAGCUUCCGACGCUACAGGUGUCAUCAUAUUCUGUUUCGAGGCGGACGUAUUCAAGCUACUGUGCGCCCGACCUGUCAGCGACGCUAUCCGAGAAGGACUCAGCUCGUUCCUGGCCAUCUGUGCGGUAACCGGCGGAGAUGACGUUCAGCAAGUUCUUGCCACGUUCGCUGGACAGUGGAUCCUAACCCUUCGCGGGUCCCUAGAUAACUCAAAUGAAGAGCAGAUUGACACUGCCCUUCUAUGGUUCAAGUAUUCGGGGGUCACAGAAGCUCUCGGUUUGCUAGACUACCUCGCCGAUCGCGCUGAGCACUCGAGCUCGGCCGGCGUCCUAGAUAUCAUCGAGCACGUGCUCGAUGUUACCGCCGACAGCUUCGUCCGCUCACAAGACGCGCUCACGCAGGCUCUCCCUCUGCUCUCGCACCUGCACGCGCUUCUCCCUCGCUCUUCAACGCUCCAAUCGCUGCUUGCAUCCGGAACAGAGGGAUCCCUCCCCGUCAGCUAUGACGGCCAUCUCCCAGCGCGCUCCUUCUCGGAGUGGAACGUCGCUGCGCUGGUGCCCCUCGCGGCCAAGCGAUGGGCUUUGCGCUUAGAGCCGGUGCCCCCUCUUUCCGUCGAGUCAUUUAUCGCGGCGAGUAAGUGGACGGACGCCACCGUGGAUAUCCUCACCACACUCGCGUACCGGCAUCAGUCUGCCCGGGCCCCCGUCAUCGUGUGGCUCGAGUCUCCAGACUCCACGAGCUGCAGUGCGGCCCACCUCGUCAAGAUCGUCUUCGCCUUGUACGACUCCGCGCGCGAAGGAGACGCUCACUUGUCCGGUGAAAGCGAUUCCUUCGCCACCCACUUCGCUCGCUUGGUGAAAGUCGUCAAGGAUGCCCGCCUGCCGCAGGACGUCUGCUCUAAAGCUGCUGCUUCCGUUGCUUCCAUAGUCACAACACACGCUUCAAGCCGGUCAAAGCUUCUCAAGUUGCUCAGCAAGGAGCUAGGGUUGGUUGCGCCGGAGAAGCUUUCCCAGUACAGCUUGUCCAUCUCUGUCAAGUUGAUCGAGACGAACGUCGCAGAGGCUCGUCUAUUUGGGGAGCACCUCCUUGACGUUGGUCUUAGGUGGGCCGUCAGGCACUUUGCGGACAACGGUGCCAGCACAGAUGCUAGCCGUGCCAUCUUGUCUUCCUUAGCUACACUCAUAAGGGUACCGAUACCUGUAAAGAGUCACCUGGUUGAGCCGGUCAUCGCAACCGUCAUUCAAGAAUGCCUGGGCGUCACGGAUGCAGUCUACUUUGUCCGGCUUCUUGCAGCAUCGACCAAUAUCAAGCCUGUCACCGUGAACAAGUACCUCCAGACAAUCGUGCAGCACACACGGUUCUACGAGCUCUGUACCUGGACUUCAUCGGCUAGUGAGGCAGCUCCCCGAGGCAGCAUCAUCAACCUCCUACACACCCUCUUCCAUCUUCACCCGCUCAACACCUGCCAGCCGAGUCACAUCGAGCCCCUGCGGAGGGCGUAUGGCGGCUCCCUCAGCGCCGCUGACCGCAAACUCCUCAGCAUCUUCCAGCUCUACGAAGCUACGCGGAAGACAUCCAUCGCGUCGCUAUUCAGCCAGUGGUCGAAUACCACCGACGUCGUAUCGGAGAGCGCGCUCGAGGCGCUGCAGGGUCUCGACCCCAGCCGUGUCCUCAAAACAUGCCUCGACUUCCCGGAGUGGCGGAAGCUCGAAGAGGGCGACAUUGAAGACGUGCCCUCGAGCGAGGCGCUAUACGACCCCGUCUUUGUCUUGCUGCUUUUCACGCAGAUGAUGACCGAUGCUGUACCCUCGUCCGCGCUCGAGUGGGUGCAACUGUUCCGGACGAACGUGAUCAGCUUGCUCCUCCGGGCACUUUCUGCGAAGGACGCGCAGCUUCGUGAGAUUGCGUGGGCACAGAUUGCGUCCCUCUAUCGUACUCUCGAGAACGCUGAUCUACAGGAGAAGCAUCAUGUUAUGCACAUCCUGAACCUCCUCAAAGACCUCCCCUCGUCCACACCCGCCGAAGACGUUCCCCGUCUCUCCGCAUACACCACACUCCUCCUAGCGCACGCCUUCCGCGGCCUCUUCUACCCCUCCAACUUCAUUUACCCGCUCACCGCGCGCUUCCUCCUCCAGCGCCCCACGCUCGACCCCACGGAUGUGCCCAUGCUCUACGGGAUGCUGUACAGCUCCUCGGACGACUGGAAGAAGGAGCGCGCGUGGAUCGUGCGGUUCCUGAGCGACGGCAUCAUCGGGUCCGAGGAGUGGAGGAUCCUGAAGAGACGUCAUACAUGGGACCUGCUCGCGAGCAUGUUCCAGAGCGAGGAGCGGGACAAGACUCUACGACGCGGUGUACUCGAAGUGCUCGCGAACAUUACUUGCAAUGCUCGCACGACGACGUCGCUGCUUCUCCGCCAUGCGCUGCUCUCUUGGGUCGAGAUGCAGCUACCGGACAUGCGUGGAGAAGAGGCCAUCGCGUGGGCGCGCAUUCUGGAGAACAUCCUCGCCGUCGGCUACUCGAGUAAAGUCGAGACUGCGACGAUUGGCGAGUGGCGGGCGAUCGCGAGCCGCUGUGUGCGCACGAUCUUGCAUCACCCCACAUGCUCCUUGAGUGUCUUCCAGGCCUUGGUCCCUGUCAUUCUCCGACUCGCGCUCCUGCCUGGGCCACCGUCCUCUCACACGCCUGUACUACUAGCACGGGGCCUUCGUUGGCUCGAGCAGCUGGAAGCUGAAGUUGCAAUCCCCGCUUCCGGACAGCUAUCCGCACCAUUGGGAGACAGCCGGGACAAGAUGGGAUCCGUGAACCUUCACCGCUCACAACACCUCUUCGACGCGCCCCCGACACCCACCAUCGAGGCAUGGGGUAGCUGCGUAGAGUCCCUCUGGAGAGCGUCCAUGACUCUGCCAACAAAAACGGCCGAGUGGGAUGCGCUCUCGAGCCAUCUCCUCAUCUGGCGCGCCAUUGCCGGGGAGUCGCGGACUGGGACGGGAGAGUGGGCCAGGCGGGAGAUGCUGGAACACUUGCGGUCGGUGGCAUAG